Cydia splendana is the source of this 1956-nucleotide messenger RNA. RefSeq names its product myb-like protein X. The record is from RefSeq and is a predicted model, not a curated record. Bases 1 to 1956 code for a protein of 651 amino acids. The transcript has a single exon. Lineage: Eukaryota; Metazoa; Arthropoda; Insecta; Lepidoptera; Tortricidae.
AUGUCAGAAACAUCAAAAACCUCACCGAUCAAAGAAAUCAGACUCACCAGAGCACGCGCCAACAAAAACCAAGACACAGAAGACGAUGCGCCACAGACCCAAAAUAUACGGAAUACACAAACAGACGAGGAAAACAUGAAUGACAAGGACAGACAACAUGGAGAAGACCUCUCACUAAGCAGGGAGGAACCAAGAGACCCCUCCCAGCAAACAAUGGAAAUAAACCAAGACAUACAAAAAAUACCGACACCAAAUCACGAUGAAGAUAUAGAAAAGUCACAAACACAGAACAGAGAAAACGACAAGGAAACAAGGGAAAACACCCAACCAGAAGGGGCAACACGAGAAACGGAGCAGACAAUAAACAAAGAAAAGAAUGAAACGGACAAAGAACCAGGAAAAGAAAACGAGUCUGAUGUUGCAAAGAUAACAACAAGGAAGGGAAACAAAGAAACGACAUCAAAUGAAGAAACAACAAGCGAGAUAAUCGGACUAGACGACUCCAUGGAGCACACACAAGGAUACGAUCUAACGACAACCCGACUGGUAAACAUAGUCAAUGCACAAUCAGCAUUAAUCCAAAGUCACCUCACACUCAACCGAAGCGUGAAAAAGGAAAGCAAAGAGGCAAUAUCAGAAUCAGUCAAGAAAAUACAAAAAGAAGUAGAAAGAUACGCACUAGAACUCACCCUAACCGGGAAAAUAACAAGAAACAACGACCCGCAAACGACAGCAAUAACAACAACAAUAACAUCACCAUCACCAUCAAAUAAAAAUAGAAAUCAAGCCGUACAAACAGACGAAUACACUCCAACAACGGCACCCCAACCUAAAACUCCCGUAGACAAACUAAAGGAAGACAUCAUAAAUGGAGUAAAAACAGAAAUAGAAAAACUAAUUUAUGAACAAAAGGCAGUCAACGAAUUAGUAGUCGCAGCACUAACAAGACCAAUAGACGAUGAAGAAAAAGAGAUCGCAACAACAACAACAGCAAAAACAGUGGAAAACAACAAUAAUAAAAACACAAAAAGAGGAGAAAGGACAGACACACAUAGACAGAUAAACAAAGAAAGAACAAAAGAAAAACCAAGAGAAGAAACCACAAUAACCCAAAAGAGAAACAAGCAAACACCAAUCAACGAAAAUAAUACUAAUCAGACACAUAGGAAAGUAACCAAAAUAAACAAUAAUAAUAACAACAAGACAGAAACCAGUUACGCGGUCAUACUAGAAAACAUAGACCCUCGAAAAGAAAACGCAGAAACACUAAAACAAGUACAAGAUAAGGUAGAUGUUAUACAACUGGGAGUCGGAAUACAGCAAAUCAGAUAUACUAAAAGCAAUAAAGUAGUCAUAAACUGCGAAAACGAAGAAGACAGAGAGAAGCUUAGCACAGCAAUCAGAAAUAAUAACACAGGAGUUACAGUGGAAGUCCCCAAACUCAGAAACCCGCAAAUAAAACUAAUAGGAGUCAUAAACGAAAAUGUAGGAGACAAAAUAACAGAAGCAAUUCAUAGACAAAACCCUAAUAUAACCAGCAAUUUAUCUGGAAAUGAGAAAUUAAUAAAAUAUAUACGUCACAUAAACAGAAGGGACAGCUAUACAAAGAACGUGAUCAUAGAAGUGAGUCCAGAGAUAUACAACAGAAUACAACAACAAAGAAAAAUUAGAAUAGGGUACCAGUCAGUGGUGGCGGUGGAGCAGCAACAACUGCUCCAAUGCUAUAAUUGCAUGGGAUAUAACCACAGAGCAUCAAUCUGCACUGCAAAAACUAGAUGCGGGUAUUGUGCGGAAACGCACGACACACGCAAAUGCCCAAACCGAUACAGCAAAGACCCAAACUGCUCCAACUGCCAGAAGAAGGGAAUGGAGCACAUCCAUGCUGCAUACAGCCUAGACUGCCCAGAGUACAGCAAAUGGAGCAAAAUAGCAAAGAUGUCCAUACGAUACCGAUAA